Messenger RNA from Syzygium oleosum, 1017 nucleotides. RefSeq lists its product as uncharacterized. The record is from RefSeq and is a predicted model, not a curated record. NCBI's taxonomy places the organism in Eukaryota, Viridiplantae, Streptophyta, Magnoliopsida, Myrtales, Myrtaceae. The transcript is spliced from 2 exons. Bases 1 to 1017 code for a protein of 338 amino acids.
AUGAGUAGCCAAGGAAGAGGCCGUGGUAGAGGCCGAGGCCGUGGUAGAGGCAGAGGCCGAGGUCGUGAACAGGACCCUGUAGAACCGCAAGUAAGGGCUGCCGAGGAUCCGAGGGUAGAUGGAAUUUUAAGAGCUCUCGAGGAAGCUGGAAUUCUGGGAGGUAGACUAGCCCAAGAGAGAGAUGCCACUAUAGCUGCUGCUGUUGAGGCCGCCAUGGCUGCUGCCAACGGGGCAAAUGGGAAUGAUGGAAAUAAUGGGAAUCAGGGGAAUCAGGAGGAUCCAAUUCCAGCGCCAGUGAAUGUGGGCAGGCCGAUGUCCAAGUUAGUAGAGCAGUUCCUGAAAUUAAAGCCGCCGAAGUUCAAUGGGAAAGGUGACCCUGAGGCCGCACCCCGUUGGGUUGAGGGGUUGGAGAAGGCUUUCGAAGUGCUAGGGUGUACCGAGGCCGAAAAGGUGACAUUGGCGGUAUAUCAACUGCAGGACAACGCCGAUGAUUGGUGGAAGGCCACCAAAGGAAAGGUAUUUCCCGAAGGGACCGCCCCGACUUGGACCGUAUUUUCUGAGACUUUCCUGGGAAAAUUCUUUUCUGAGAGCGCCAGGGAAAGGAAAUUGGCAGAAUUCAUGAGGCUCCGCCAGGGAUUGAUGACCGUAGAUCAGUACGAGGCAGAAUUUGCGAGACUGUCGAGGUUCGCGCCAAGGAUGACUUAUGAGGACUUAUAUGAGAGAGCUCAGGCUAUUGAGCGAGAGCAAGUAGAUAGAGCGGCCGCAUCUGGAUCGCGGUUCGCCCCGGCUAAGGACAACCGCCGUUUUGGGAAGAAACCAAUGGCGGGAAACAGGAGGUUCGUCCCACCGAUCGUGAAGAACAUUGGAAAGCCGAAUCCCAAGCAGAAUGUGCUUGGGGCUUGCUUCAAAUGCGGGAGUAUGAACCAUCAAAUCGAGUUGUCCCCAGCAGCCGCCCGCAGACCCCGAUGCAACAUCAACCCCGAAUUGGGAAUCAGCCGGGAAUCUACCGCCGGCUAA